ACAGAUGCUGGCUUAUGAGGGCCUCAGUCCUCCUGCUCACCAAAAAGCCGGUCAGCCGUCGCUAAUGUUCGUUUAUUGACCAGCAGAGGGUAGAAUCGGAGCCACUAAGUUGGAGGUGCGAAGUAGAGCGGGGGGGAGGCAAAAUCAAGUAGCUAGACACGAGGAGUGGGGCGGGUGAGAUCUCUUCAAGAGGAGGAAACAGAGAGCAACGAGCAGAGAAUUCAAAGAAGUGAGAAUAGCUGCAGAGGAGGAAGCUUUUGAGAAAAGGGAAUCAUAUUAAGAAAAAAAAAGGAAACUCGACACACUAUCUGAUGAAUACAUCCCAGUUAAGAAAAAACAAAAAAAGCAACCUGAUCAAACAGAUAAAAAGAUCAAGUCAUCACCGCGAUGAAGCUGUCGUGUUGCCUCUGCUUCCUCGUUCUAGGAGUUUUUUCUGUUUCACGAGGACAGAAUGCAACCACCCCUGAUCAUCAUAUAGAGACAACAGGUGAUACAACAACCAAGAUCUUGGGAACUCUGCCACCGACUCAGUUGAACGAUACGGAAGACGAUAAUUUGACGGCAGUGUCUCAGCCUCUCACAACAACAGAAGUGACCACGCUGCCUGAGGAUAAUAGAUGGAGCACCAGUGUUGCUGAACCGAAGGGAAAUGAAGAAGAAAAUGGCAAUGUGACAACCUCGACGCCCACCAAAGGAGGGGGGUCAAGGACGACGGAGGAGAGUAUGCUGAGGUCUAAGAUGUCGACGCCUCCGACCAAAGUCAUCACAUCCCCAGCAGAAGCCAGCGAAGGCUCGGGUGCUCCCGCUUGGGCUUAUGUAAUACUGGUAUUUAUCAUCCUGGCGAUCAUUAUUCUGUGUGUCAUUCUCUAUUGGCUAAGGAGAACCACGACUUACUCAUUUGAUCUCCACCGUCCGAGCCCCGGUCAUCUAAAUGAGCCCACUGGAACCUUUGAGCAAGUUUACCUCGAUGACAUGGACCAACCAUUUCCUAAAGACUUUGUGAUCACAGAUGACCUUUCAACCUCUCCAGUCACCAAUGGCACAAGUCUACCGACAGAGGAAAAGGGGCCCGGUGAUGAAAAUGAUUUUUUAGGCAAUGACCCAACUGAUAGCACAGCUGAUCCGCUGAGCAGUGCUGACUUGUUCUUCGACGCUGCUGAGGAGCAACAAAAUGAAAACAACAACAAUCCAUCCGUUUGCUCUCAUGACCCGUUUGUUGAAAUAAACCUGGAUGAGCCAGCGUGGAGUGACCAGCUCCUCACCUCCGCUCAAGCUUCUUCCUCCGUUCUCCCCUUCUCCUAGCUUUCUGUCUACUCUUCUGGGAACUUUGAAACAAUGACCAUCAAGUUCCAUAUAAACCAUCCGAAAAAACACCUGGGAGUGAGCAUAACAUUUACCGAUCUUUGAGACAAAAGUGGCCUUCUUUCUAAAGUGCUCCUAGAGUGCUAAUUAAUCAUGUGUGCCUUAAAGUUUAGGUUUUACCGAACUGUCCGGGCUCAAAUGCAAAAUUUAAAGGCAAUUUUCCUUAUUCCCUGUUAGCAUAAGCUUUCACUUUAACUCACGUUAAAAAUAAACUGUUGGAAAGAAAGCUAAAGGAAGUUUUUCAAGCUAAAAUGACAUAUAUAAAAAAAAUCAGCAUUUUUUUGUUUGUUUUUUUUGUUUUUGCUUUGCCUCUCCUUGGAACAAGACUUAAUGAUAGAUUACUAAGAUUUACACUUCAAAACUUUAGGCAGUUUGAAGUAGAUUAUCUAGGGCCAUGAAAAAAGAAAAAAAGAAAAAAAAAGUUCUGGAAAUGUAAACGUCUAUUUAAAGCUGAUAUAUUUGAUAACAUUGUAAUAUAUAUCUUUAUAAUUUUCUUUCUUUAAGUGGCAGCAUCAGCUAAAAAGUGAAGAGAAUGAUGACAGAUAAUUUGUACUCUACAUACACACUGACACCACAAAUCCCUAUUUAAUGUCUGGUUUACAUGUAUGAGAUUAUUCUUACGAUAACAGUUUAUGUUACUUUAGCCUUGACCUUGGCCUUUUGACAAAUUAAUAAAGUAAAGGCUUAAAUUAAAUAUCAUGUUACAUUUAAGACUGAUUCUAAAAGACUGCUGUCAUUGCUCAUUAUCUAUCAGAUCUUAAUUCCAAGAAUUUCUAUAGUCUUUGUAAUGCAUUGCAAUGUUGUUCUUGUUUGGCUUUGCAGUCUCAAAGUGUAGAAUUAACUAAAACUCAGAUUCAUUGUCAAAAUCUCACUUAGUUAGUUCCAUCCUUUUUAUAUGGUAGAAACCUUAUAACAAGUUUUGACUUGUUUGCUGACUAGCUUCUCAUUCUAGGGUUUGUUCCUCUCACACGCAUAACUGGUUUAGAUUUUUUUUCAAUGAUAGUUUCUCCAAAGAGUGUGACACAGUUUUACAAAGGGGUUUAUUCUCACUCCACAUAUUUUAUACAUUUUCCUAGUGAAUCCAAAUUCUUAUCUUUAUAGAUACUCCUGUGUAACAGAUACUAAUAUUAUUUGGAUUUUGGCGCUUUUUAAAUGUAUCUUCAUGGUUUUGUCAAAUUGAACAAAGCACAAGUAUAUCAAUAUGUUUUGUUUUUAUUUUUUUUACUUUUUUGUUUUUUAAAGGAAAUGAUUGAAAUCAAACUGACUGUGUGGGGGGUUCUUCCUUAGAACUGUUACUGGGUGACGGCACAUCCAGGACUACUUCUGACCUCAAUAAAGUUUAUAGCAAACACACACUUGUAGUUUGUAUAUGACUGUGUUCAUGUUUAAAAUCAUCUUCAAUGACUAAAUGAAAUCAA
Messenger RNA from Menidia menidia (Atlantic silverside), 2780 nucleotides. Lineage: Eukaryota; Metazoa; Chordata; Actinopteri; Atheriniformes; Atherinopsidae. The record is from the annotation of a GenBank genome assembly.